Molecule: messenger RNA, 4202 nt
Organism: Rhipicephalus microplus (southern cattle tick)
Lineage: Eukaryota; Metazoa; Arthropoda; Arachnida; Ixodida; Ixodidae
Molecular function (GO): heme binding; oxidoreductase activity, acting on paired donors, with incorporation or reduction of molecular oxygen; iron ion binding
Source: RefSeq, a predicted model, not a curated record
CGAAGGCACAUAAAGGGUGCUCCCUCGGCUAGGCGUUGUCGCAGGCCCCAGACACCCCACUUCAUGCACUUCACGACGGCCCAGUCUGUCAGCCCCCGUGCUCUUUAUCUGCCCGACAGCGCGAACGCAGUCGAUGAAGGAAAAGGAAAGAACGAGUGCCCAUCCCCUGUCAUUCACGGCGUGCCGGUUUCUCCAAGGACGCCAAUAUAGUUGCGCCACGCGCACCUAAUUAUCGUUUUCGCGCGGGUUUCACGGAUGUGGUGAAACGUUGUUCGUGCCACUCGAUAACGAAACCGUUUGCCAAAAAGUGGAGGUUGUGAUCUCAAGUCAGACAUAUUGCGGAGCGAGCAACAAAGGAAAAGCCUUCAGCAUUUGCUCUUCAGAUCUCGCCGUUUCAGCAGACACAUCAAUUAUGGUUGAUUAUCUCACGGCAACCGGUGUCCUUGAACUUGCCACGUGCUUUGUCCAUGGCGCUGCAUUGACUCUCGUCAGUGCUCUUCUAUUCGUUGGAGUGAUCGCCUGGAUUGCCCGAAGGGUACACUGGCGAACUUACAAGCAUCUCAAGCACCUACCUCACCGCAAAGAGCAGGUGCCUUUUCAAGGACUAUGGAUAAUGUUCAAGGCCUCCUCACCAUCCGACUCACCCAUCGGAUUCAGCACGUUGAUCUUCUCCGCAAUUUGCGGCCUCCAUGCCAGAUUCCAGAGGUUUGGCAGACACCUGGUCUACGCAGGAUUCACGCCUAUACUGACGAUGUACAAAGCUGAAUAUGUAGAGGAAAUACUGUCGAGCAACAAGCUUUUGGCGAAAGGCACCCAAUAUAACCUUCUGCACAGUUGGCUUGGAACUGGUUUGCUCACAAGCUCAGGUGACAAGUGGCGUUCACGGAGGCGUCUUUUCACACCAGCGUUUCAUUUUAAGAUACUGGAAGACUUCUCAGCCACAAUUAAUGCCCAGUCGUUCAUUCUCUGCGACAAACUGGAAAAGCUCUCUCAGAGUAAAGCCAACUUCAACAUCGUUCCCGAGGUCACCCUUUGCACUUUGGACAUUAUCUGCGAAACAAUUAUGGGAACGUCCAUAUCAGCUCAGAGCAAUGAGAACAGCCCAUACGUAGCUGCUGUAAACAGACUUGGAGAGCUAUUUUUGGAGAGAACUAUGAAGCCUUUACUGCACUUCGACUUUGUAUACAACUGUACAGCUUCUGGCCGGGAGUUCAACAAAUGUCUCAAUGUGCUUCACUCAUUCACCCGGAGGGUGAUUGAAGAGCGAAAGAAAGAGUUGGAAAAAGAGGUCAACGAAGGAACCAGAAAGCUCGACCACUCGAAUGAAUCUGAAGCUAUGGCCAAAAGAAGGAGGCCUUUUCUGGAUCUUCUCCUGGUAGAACAUCUUAAGAAUGACCAGUACAUCACUAAAGAAGACAUACGAGAAGAGGUGGACACCUUCAUGUUUGAAGGUCACGAUACAACAGCGAUGGGGAUCAGCUGGGCGCUUUUUCUUAUAGGUCACCAUCCGAAGGAACAACACAAAAUUCACGAAGAACUAGACCAAAUCUUCGAAGACGACAAAGAGCGUCACGUCAGCUUCUCAGACAUAAGACAGAUGAAGUACCUGGAGUGCGUAGUCAAGGAAGCUCAGCGCAUAUACCCGUCUGUGCCAAUGAUUGGCAGAACAUGCCAGGAACCAUUUGAAAUCGAUGGAGCCACUCUGCCUACCGGAACGAUAGUUCAAAUGUCAGCCUAUUUCUUGCAUCGGGAUCCCGAGGUAUUUCCUAAGCCGGAAGAAUUCCACCCAGAGAGGUUCCUCCCGGAAAACUCCAAGGGAAGGCACCCGUUCGCUUACGUUCCAUUCUCUGCGGGACCACGAAACUGCAUCGGACAAAAAUUUGCGCUCACCGAAGAGAAGAUAGUCCUUGCGAACAUUCUGCGACGCUUCACAAUCAAAUCAUUGGAUCAACGAGACCAAGUCGAGAUGGUCACUGAAAUGGUGCUCAGGCCUAGGAGUGGACUCCGAAUUAAGUUCACUCCUCGUUAUGCCUCCGGGCAGGAUCAUCUGUGUCAGCACCUACAAAUGUCGUCUUUCACGUCGUGUUACACCUCUGGCUUCCUGGGCUUGAAUGGUGUGGCUGGAGUGGCAUCAUGCCUCGCUGUGGUUCUGGCAUCGAGCAUAGGCCUAGUGGCCCUAAUGGUCGUGGCGUUCCUAUUUACAGUGAAGCUCAGUCAGUUGAGGGCGCUUCGAACACUAAAGAAUGUUCCGCAUAGACGUGAGCCUGUGCCUUAUAUGAACUUGUUUUCGCUAAUUAAAAGUUGCUCACAAGGAGGACCAACGUGGUUGAGCGCAGCUCUCUUUGGAGCCACCGUUGGUUUUCACAAUGUUCAUAAAAAGUGUGGAAUGCAUUUGUUUUUUAUUGGAGCCAGGCCAUCAGUAAGCCUCCAGAAAGCAGAGUUUGUAGAGGAGGCGCUUUCAAGCAAUGCAUUGCUCGCCAAGGGACCAGAGUAUACAUUCCUACACAGCUGGUUGGGAACUGGUCUGCUCACAGGCACAGGGAACAAGUGGAGAACAAGGAGACGUAUGUUUACUCCAGCAUUCCACUUUCGCAUUCUCGAAGACUUCAUCUCGACUAUAAACAAUCAGUCAACUAUAUUAGCUGACAAGCUUGGAAAAAUGUGUUCACCCGGCAAGCGCACCGAUAUCGUCCCGCUGGUCACGCUGUGUACCUUAGACAUUAUUUGCGAGACGAUAAUGGGGACAUCGAUUGAAGCACAACAUGAUGAACACUCGCCAUAUGUAAAAGCUGUGAACAGACUGGGAGAGCUAUUUAUUCUACGAAUGAUGAACCCAUUUCUCAACAGUGAGUUCAUCUUUAAGCGCACAUCCCUCGGCAAGGAGUAUUACGAGUGCCUGCACACGCUGCAUACAUUCACAAGAAAGGUGAUAGCAGAAAGAAAGCAGUUCUUGCAGAAGCAACAGCGCCUCGAAGAUCAGAACGAUGCUGAUGAUGACAUCGGAAAGCAGAAAGGGAGAAGGCCGUUUCUAGACCUCCUCAUUACCGAACACUUGAAAGACUCAACGUCUAUUAGUGAAGAAGAUAUGCGGGAGGAAGUGGACACAUUCAUGUUCGAGGGACACGACACAACGGCAAUGGGAAUCAGCUGGGCUUUGUUUCUCAUUGGCCACCAGCCUGCUGAGCAGCAAAAGAUACACGACGAACUGGAUGCAAUCUUCGGAAAUGACAAGCACCGUCCAGUCACGUCCGACGAUUUGAAGGAAAUGAAGUAUAUUGAAAGCUGCAUAAAGGAAGCGCAGAGAUUGUACCCAUCUGUAAGUUUCCUAACGAGAACGUGCGAAGAGCCGUUUAAAAUAGGUUCCGUAACCUUGCCUGCGGGAACAAUUGUAAGAGUGUCUGUGUACAGUCUUCACCGAGAUGAGAAUGUCUUUCCGAAACCAGAAGAGUUCCACCCAGAAAGAUUUUUGCCAGAAAAUGCAAAGGGCAGACAUCCUUUUGCUUACAUUCCUUUCUCGGCUGGUCCUCGUAACUGCAUCGGUCAGAAGUUCGCCUUGUCUGAAGAGAAGAUUGUCAUCGCUAAUGUACUACGUCGCUUCAAGCUCAAAUCGCUCGAUCAGCGAGACCAAAUCAACCUGGUCUCAGAAUUGGUUCUUAGGCCAAAGAGUGGCUUGAGAAUACAAUUUACUGCUAGAUGAUGACCCAGUUACUGCUCGAAAACACAACUGUCAACUAAUAUUUUCGCGUAUGUGCCUGCGUGUGUACAUGUAUGUCCAAGGCUGGUUUCACGCCGCGAUAAAACUGUGGGUAAAUUUCAGCCGCAUGCCCCUCCCCCUCUUCAGACCACCUUAUCUUCUUGUAGGCCCAUAACUACUCUACUUGUGUCGUAAUCUUUAUAAUCAAUAUAUCAGCAGUGCGCGAAAAUUACCACUUUGUCAGUGAAGAAUUUCCUCUGAAAAAGAAAUGUCGAUUCAGCACUCAUAGAAUUUUAAAGCAUUUGUGUUCAAUUUCAUUUCAAAUGGUUCAGAUUUAUUCAAAGCGCCUCUGUUGCCUACAUUCAGCUCUAUGCGUCGUUAAAGGCACACAAAAUUCAACAUUAAGUUCAUGUUGAUUGCAAAAAUAGCAGUCCGAAAACCUCGUUGUGCUACGUUUAUGCCAAGGAAAUCCUAUUUUUGAAAUAAAAUCACGUUGUAGUGGUUCGCA